Messenger RNA from Geodia barretti, 606 nucleotides. The record is from the annotation of a GenBank genome assembly. NCBI's taxonomy places the organism in Eukaryota, Metazoa, Porifera, Demospongiae, Tetractinellida, Geodiidae.
AUGGCGCCUAUCAUCGUCCUACCUGCGGAGAACAAAAUGUCAAGUAUCUCAGAUCUCGCCCAGCCUCGCGGAGCCCCUGCGGACGACGCCCAGUUCUCUCGCUGUACCCUUGACCUCUGUUUCAACCUAGCCAGGUGUCCACUCACUCGUCCGUUUUCCGUGUUUGUCUACAACGAUGCAAACCCUCACCUCUUCCCCGUUUCAUCUCGCCACGGUAACGUCGUGACUGAUUUCGUAACAGACUUGAAACGAACAGGUUCUUUCACCUCCGACCCCACCGCUGCGUGCGUGUUUGUGGCCAUCCUUGAAAACCGAGCCAGCUCCGGGGAAGACAUGCCGCGAGAUCUCCAGACCAAGAUACUAUCUCUGGCCCACUGGGGUGGCGAGGGUGCUAAUCACGUUCUGAUCGAACUAUCCACCAGUAGAGAUACCGCGAGCUCGCUGGAUGCAGCUAUCGACGGCGUGCGAUCUAUUUCUCGUCAGUCAUCGCUCCCGGUCAAACCGUGUCGAUCCGAUUCGCAAGUCCUUCUCAUACCUCUAGCCGACUUCGGAAGUAGACGUGGCGAGACGUGCCCCUCUCCUCACCGGUGUCGAGAGAGAACCUAA